Messenger RNA from Nycticebus coucang (slow loris), 930 nucleotides. Its product is annotated as olfactory receptor 10A4-like. The record is from RefSeq and is a predicted model, not a curated record. Gene Ontology annotation, molecular function: G protein-coupled receptor activity; olfactory receptor activity. Gene Ontology annotation, biological process: G protein-coupled receptor signaling pathway. The coding region runs from base 1 to 930 and encodes 309 amino acids. The transcript has a single exon. Gene Ontology annotation, cellular component: membrane. Lineage: Eukaryota; Metazoa; Chordata; Mammalia; Primates; Lorisidae.
AUGGCUGGCACUGAAGAGGACAAUAUUACUCAAUUUUCAGAAAUUUUCCUUUUAGGUUUUGGGGAUCUCCAUGGCCUUCAGUUUCUUCUUUUUGGAAUAUUUCUGGCCAUCUAUGUGGUGACUGUCAUGGGUAAUAUUGUUAUCCUAAUUGUGGUGACAACUGAUUGCUCUCUUCACAUCCCUAUGUAUUUCUUUCUUUGCCACUUCUCCUUCCUUGAGAUCGUCUACACCACUACCAUUGAGCCCGUGAUGCUGAAGACAUUGUUAUCAGCUCGUGUGCCUAUUUCCUUCCCUGCCUGUGCAUGCCAGUUUUACUUUUUUGCUUCCCUAGUGGCUACAGAAUGCUUUUUCUUGGCUGUAAUGUCUUAUGAUCGCUACAUAGCCAUCUGCAAACCAUUGCAUUACUUCAGCAUCAUGGACCACUGGAGCUGCUUACAGCUAGCUGGUGCCUCCUGGUUGGCUGGUUUUCUGGCACCCAUUCUUCUCAUGGUCCUCAUUUUUCACUUAACAUUUUGUUCUGCCAAUGAAAUUGAGCACUUCUUCUGUGAUUUGAAGCCCAUCAUUAAACUGGCCUGUACUGACACUCAAGUAGCUGAGAUGACUUCUUUUGUAUGUACCUCUUUCUUUGCCCUUGGCCCUUUUUUGCUGACCCUGGCUUCUUAUAUUCAUAUCAUCUCCACCAUUCUGAGGAUUCCCUCUGCUGCAGGGAAGCAGAGGGCUUUUUCCACCUGUUCCUCCCAUCUGAUAGUGGUUAGUCUCUAUUAUGGAACACUUGGCAUUGUCUAUGGCUUUCCAUCGGGGCUUCAGUAUGAAGACUUCUUGAAGCUGCUUUCCCUCCUGUAUACAGUAGUUACUCCUGCCCUCAACCCUAUAAUUUACACCCUACGAAACAAGGAUGUGAAAGUUGCUCUCAGAAAAUUGGUGCAUUGA